ACGCGUGUACAAUGUUUCAUGGUCCCUUUAUUAGUAUAUUACAUUGAAUUCUGACACCAUUCACCACGUUUUUGUCUUCUCUAAAUUCUCCUAUCUUUCUGUGUUUCUUUCUCUUCUUCUUUACUUCAACAUUUUCUUAGGUGACAUUGGAAUUGCUGUUUCAUUUGAAGCAAUUUGAUUGACAUUAAAACAUACUUUUCUGAUACAUCAUUCCGUCAUGACCUGUUUCCCUUUCUCGUUCAGUAAGACACCGUCUUCUUCAAGACAGCAUCCAGACAACGAUGAAGAUAUCUCAAGCAUUCAUGAUGUUAAAAUCUAUACCUUCAAAGAACUAAGGAAUGCCACCGAUAACUUUAGUCCGGCCAAUAAAAUCGGAGAGGGUGGUUUUGGUUCUGUCUACAUGGGACGACUUAAAGGUGGAAAACUCGCUGCUAUAAAAGUUCUUUCGGCUGAAUCAAGACAAGGGGUGAAAGAGUUCUUGACAGAGAUUAAUGUGAUCUCCGCAGUAGAGCAUGAAAAUUUGGUUAAGUUAUAUGGUUGUUGUGUUGAAAAAAAUAACAGGAUAUUAGUCUACAAUUACCUUGAGAAUAACAGUCUUUCACGAACACUUCUAGGUGGAGGUCACAAUAGUGAUAGUAUCUACUUUGAUUGGCGAACACGGUGUAGAAUAUGUAUUGGCGUUGCACGUGGGCUUGCCUUUCUUCAUGAAGAAGUCAGGCCUCCUAUCAUUCAUAGGGAUAUAAAAGCUAGCAAUAUUCUCCUUGACAAAGACCUUACACCGAAGAUUUCUGAUUUUGGUCUUGCAAAGCUUAUUCCAGCAAAUGCGACUCAUGUCAGCACACGUGUGGCAGGAACACUAGGUUAUUUGGCACCGGAGUAUGCAAUAGGGGGGAGACUCACACGAAAGGCAGACAUUUACAGUUUUGGUGUUCUCCUUGUAGAGAUAGUCAGCGGAAGAUGUAACACAAAUUCGCGACUGCCAAUAGAAGAACAAUUCAUUCUAGAGAGGACAUGGGAUCUUUACGAGCGAAAGGAAUUAGUUGGACUAGUAGAUACAUCGCUAAACGGGGAAUUUGAUGCCGAGCAGGCAUGUAAAUUUCUGAAGAUUGGCCUUCUUUGCACUCAGGAAUCUCCUAAGAGCCGACCGUCCAUGUCUACUGUGGUCAAGAUGCUUACAGGAGAAAUGAAAGUCGAUGACAGUAUGAUGACAAAACCUGCCUUAAUUUCUGAUUUUAUGGACCUAAAAGUUAGACAUAAACAAGAAAGUAUAACUGAUAUGAAGACUUCAUCUUCAUAUAAUACUUCCUCGGCCUCGGAGCAUCAGGACACUACCAUUAUAUCAUCAGCUGCCACUUCAACCUUCACUACACAAUAUGAUCACAGCAUGUAAACAUCAAUUCACAAUGGUUUUUUCCUUUGAUUUAAAAAUUAUUUCAUUUUCUUAGGCUUGUAUCCCAUGUAAAUUUUGCAGAGCUUCAAUACUUAAACUUGAGUUUUAUGUUACAACUUUGCCCAAUCCCCAUAGUGCUAAAAAACUUCUCGAAGUGCAUUUCUGGACGGAACAAAAAUUGUAUUUUGCACCGAAGUAUACAUCCGGACCGCACAAAAACUGUGUUUUUUUUUUUCCAGAUGUGUACAUACGUAGUGGUUUUGGGGGUGGGAAAAGUUCCUCGGUGGUUGCUAAAUGUACUGUUGUGUAAAUAUGGACAAGGCUUGUACAAUAAUAAUUUUUAUGAUUUUUUUUUCUUUUU
This is a messenger RNA of Medicago truncatula (barrel medic), 1751 nucleotides long. RefSeq names its product cold-responsive protein kinase 1. Gene Ontology annotation, molecular function: protein kinase activity; ATP binding. Lineage: Eukaryota; Viridiplantae; Streptophyta; Magnoliopsida; Fabales; Fabaceae. The transcript is spliced from 7 exons. The record is from RefSeq and is a predicted model, not a curated record. Bases 218 to 1390 code for a protein of 390 amino acids. Gene Ontology annotation, biological process: protein phosphorylation.